AUGAAUAAACAAAAGAAAUCAAAGCCGUCUUUGCCAACACCCUCUAACAAGAAGUCUCACAAAAAGAAAUCAGAUAAAUACCUUGACAGCUAUAUUAAAGACCAAAUGAAAGAAUCAUUCAAAAUCAGCAAUUUUGAAAAUGAAGAAGGAACAGCUUGGGAACAUGCUCAAAUUUUAGAAGAGCAAGCACGAUUUUGAAAAUGAAAACAAGAAAAAAUGAAAAGGCAGCUUCAUGUUGAUAAGCCUGGCUUAGCUCGCACUCUGACACCACAUCAGGAAGAAUUGAUUUUCAGAAAAUAUGAUAAGGCAAGACUUCUAUUAAAUGUUGAAUUGCCUUCAAAAAACUACUAUAAAAAUCUUCCAGUGAGGUAGCAUGCAUUUUGAUCUUGAUUUUUCUCAGCAGACAUUUUCUCAACACCAUUUGAUCGAAACUUUGUGUUAUCAGAAACGGCAAAAACCAUUAUUCUUGAACCAAAUAUUUAAUAGAAAAAUUUUCGGCCAAAUAGAUAUGAGUAAUAUCUGCAGGGGAUAUCCUAAAAAAAUAUAUGUGCCCCAGUGAAGCCUGGAUUUUUUUUUAUUGAAAGCUUAAUGAAAGCUCCUAGAGUACAUAUAAACACUUUAAGCAUAAAUAUUCCUGAAACUUUGUAUUACACUGAUAAGGUCUAUUACUUAUCAACAGACUCCAAUGGCAAAUUAUCAUGCACAACAGAAAUAAACUGCUUUAGAUACAAAAACAUAAUUUUUAACUACAGAAACCCAAAAGAGGAAAGCGCUUAUGACAAAAUUGCUGUCAUUAUGAGAGGACAUACUGACCACGAGCAAAAUAUGCAGAGAAUAAUCCUUGAUUGAAACCAUUAACAUUAACUUAAAUAUUGAGAAGUUCGCUGUAAUGCCUCGAGGGCCUACCUCCACCCGUAUUGCUUCACUCGGCUGCUCACCACCGACCCACCACGGCCUUCUAAAGUGUUGUUCCUUCUGGACGAGGAUGUGCACUCGCUACCCGAAGUUGGAUGAGUUGCGCCACCGUGCCGUACGCCAACAGAGUUGUCCUUUCAGAAAAUUUGAAAAACAAAAUUUUCUGGUCGAACUCACGUCCAAAAUGAAAAUCCAAAGCCUGGGACGUAACCCCCAGUUUCACGCUAGAGAGUUGCCCGAUGGACCAAGAGGAACCUCAUUGGUGCUGCUGAGCUUCUCCUUUCCAGCCUUGGAAUCCAUUUCCCCUGAGGUAAAAACCUUGUCAUCAGAGUGAACUGCGGUCGACCAAAUUCGACAUUGCGCUCCACUGUGCCAAGGAAACCCUAGCCGGAUAUCUAUACCGAGCGCCAAAUUCCCUUCCACAAGGUCCCCGGGUCCUAGAAGGUCCCCAGCUACAGGUGUUGAGAAAAAGGGCUGGUUCGCAGUCGCCAUUUUAAUAAGUAUAUCCUUGAUUGAAACCAAUUCGAGCUAAAAAUGAUAGGAAAUGAAACAUCUCCAUACUCCAUGCUGCAGCGAUUUAUAAAAUGUACAGGUGCUAGACCAUGCACAAUUCGGCUUUAUUAUUAUGCAAGCCAAAAAUCGAAUAAAGCGAAUUUUGCUUAUUUUAUUAACAGCAUAAAUUCAGAAGAGUUUGAAAUGGAGCCAAAUUUACAAAAAUACGCUUGUGAUACUGCUAAUCCUGAAGGUUUAGAAGUAUUUAAACAAUCAGGAGCAGCUCUACGUCCUUAUGAAACUGAAGCAGAAAAAAUUGUAAUUUAUUUAAAUAAGGGUUAUAAUAUACGAAUUCAAGAGAUUGUCCUGGAUUUUAUAAGAGAUUUGAAUGGUAUUAUCUGAUGUUCCUCCUGCAAAAAAAUAAUUGUUGAUGAAAGUACAAUACCGAAUAGUUUAAAACCUGUCAAAGAGUGAUGGCCAGAAACCCAUCUGCAGCCAGAUCCUGAUAAUAAGCAUAAAAUAGUUCCUCCUCAAGCUAAAGAAAAGACAAAAAAAGUAAACAGUUUUGUGCACUGCAAACUAUGCAAACUAUUUUAUCCUAAUUAUGAGUUGUCUAAUUUAGUUUCAGUAAGAGUACUUUUGCUAUUCAAAAAUCAUGUGACACAGAGAAGAAAGUUGCCUUGAGACACUUCGCAUUUAAAAGUUACUAAUAAUGACUUGUUAUCCCAAAGUGUAAGAAUCUGUGAGUUUUGCUAUACGCUGAUUUCGAGUGAAUUUGAGUUAAUUGAAGCAGAGCAAGCUUUUGCUUCUAUAUUAAGCAUACCUGUUAAAGAAAUUGGAUUUGAAGAGGAUGCAGAUUUAAGUGUACAGCUGCCGUUUUUGCCAAAACAGUUAGCUCAGCUUAGAAUUCUGCUCUAUGCAGUGAAUUUAAUCGAAGUCAGUAAAUUAUCAAGUAUGACCAAGGAAGGCUUUUAGCUUCCCCUGGGAGACCAACUUUCACUCCAAUUCGUGGAGUUGAUUUGGCUCCAAAAGAUGCCAAACCAAAUCCACGGAUUGACAAGUAGCAAAUAUAUACUCAGUAGUCAGAUCGUGGUGUUUUUCGCCCAGGACGAGCUAAAAGCCACCAUGGGCUAUAUAACAAAUUUGCAUAUCCAUUUUUGCUUCGGUGAUUUUGUUACAUCAGCGCAGAUUGCCUGGAAUUCUGAUAAAGAAAAUGAAGGAGUAAUCCCAAUAAAUUUUAUGAGGAUGCAUUAUAUAUUUUAUAACCCAGAAAAAACUCUAUUUCCACCCAUCCUUAUCGAACACAUCGGCAUUAUUCGAUUAAGGAUUUGAUUUAAAAACUUCUGGAUAAAAAUAAUUGAUAGAGUAUAAAAAUAUGAAGAAAUAUGUUAGAAAUCGCAUUAAGAUUGCAUAGGAGCUAUUUCACUACAUAAUUUAUAAGAUUCAUCCUUUCAAACAUAGAUAGUCAGAUUUGAGGUGGAAUAAGGUUUCAUGUCGACAAUAUGGGGGCUAAUUUUUCUAAUUUUAUGAAAUUUUCAUUGUUUCUUUGAUAAAGGAUGGGAGUGUAAAAAAAUUUUUUGAAGAAUUUUGGAGUUGGAAUAAAAAUCACUGAAGGGCCAAAAUAUGAUGAUCCUCUUGUUGCAAAAAGUAAUGGAAAAAUAUUUAAAGACUUCCCAAGCUCUCUACCAUUUGGAAAUGCAUUAUUAGAGAAGAAGCAAAUGGAACUAUUUGAUAAAGAUUGUAACGAACAAUGCAGCCUAACUUUAAUGGUUUGCUUAAGUUACGAUAAAUUAAUGUCAAGUAAAGAUAUCAAAGUCCCUUUAACAAAGAAAUACGAUGUAUAUUUUACUGAAGAUCAUUAUAUGACAAUAGAUACACUGCCUCCUCAAUGAAUGGAACUAUUCGGAAUAAAUGAAAAACUUAACGAAACAUUUGGAAAAUAUUUCGAGCUUGAUGAUUAUUAUUCCCCCCACCUCACAAAAACUGAAAUUUUUAAAAUGAACGAUACAGUAGCUAAACAAGGCAUGAGAACCUUAAGAAGCACAUCUCCAAGCCGAUCAGUGUCGCCUAUAGAAAAAUUUGCUGCAAAAACUGGUAAAAACGAAUAUGCGGGCUUUAUGAGUAGCAAAGAUUUGUCAUUAUUAAGCCCAUCAAAUGAGGAUGUUUUUUCUACUGUUGACGAAUUUUUAUCAAAUCGGUCGAGAAAAAAUUUUGAAUUUAAAAUCAGAAAAAAGCCGAGCAAAUUUUCAACAGCUAGCAGCAAUAAUUUGUCAGGGACUUUUUCAUUUAGAGAGGAUAAGCUGAAGAAAUAUGAUGAAAUAGUCCAGCAGAUGGAGGAUUAUGUUGUAAAAGAAGUGAUGGAGAGGAGAAACCUUUACUUAGGGUCAGGCAAAACUCGUAAAACUGUAAAGAAAAAAGCUACUUUAACGAUACCGACUAAGAGCCGUAAUAUGCUUAUAUAA
Molecule: messenger RNA, 3869 nt
Organism: Blepharisma stoltei
Lineage: Eukaryota; Ciliophora; Heterotrichea; Heterotrichida; Blepharismidae
Source: the annotation of a GenBank genome assembly